CAGGCAAAGGGCAGUGCAGGGGAAGCUGUCUGUCUCUCUGCUAGCAAGACAUGCCUCUGUUAGCUCUUCGUCCAUAUAUUCAUCCACAUGAUUUCAAGAGAUUGUGCCAGGCUGGUGCACAGGUUGUGAUUGUUCUGCUUGCAGGGCACAAUGGGAGUGGUCACAGGCAGCAGCAGAAGAAUGUCACCGGCAGCAGUGCCACCCAACUCCCUCCUGUUGGUGAACCCGGAAUUAUAAGAGACGGAUUCAUCUUCCUGCAUUGCUAACGAGACAUUAGGAAGUGGAGUUCAUUGAAUUCAAACCUAGCCUGGGCAAAUAAGGCUGCUGCACACAAGGCAGGAAUGCUGUUGGAAUAAGAGGGUCAGUGCAAUCAGAGAAGCUUUCCUAUACAAAGAUGUCUUACAAGCUCCCUCCAUUCAUAAUGCCGCAGAGCUGCAAGCAGAAAGUGGAGCUCAGUAUCCCUCGGAGCCUGAGUUACAUUAAUAACAUGUACCAGAAUGCACAGCUGGCAGAGGGAUUAGGGGGACCAGGUACAAAAUUCACACGGCCCACUGAAGGAUUUAAUCGGCUUCCUCGAGCCCAAAGCAAGAUGAACACUGGCUGCGACCCAGAGCUGAGACCGAUUAUGCGGCGAAGAACCAAAUCUCUGCCCAGCUCAUCUGAAAGAAAGCGUGCCGUUAAAUGCCAGCCCAAAUGCCAUAAAGUCAGGUUUGUAGAUUCUCUUGGUUUGGAGUUGGCAGAGGUUAAACUUUUCAGUUCUGCAGAUGACCCUUCCAUCCCACUGCAUGUCCUCUCCAGACUAUCCAUAAACUCAGCCCUGUGCUGCAGCCAAGAGCUGCAAGUCCCCAUGCAGUACUUGGAGCCUGAUUUCCAGCAGCCGAAAGACAGUGGCGAUUUCCUGGAUCGGCUGCAGCAACAGUGCGUGUGUUUAGAGCGAGUGGUAAGUUCAGAGGAGAAAGGCAUUUCUGGCACAGUGUGGGUUGUCAAUCUGGCCUUUGAGAAGUGUGUUUCAGUCCGGUAUACAUUCACCAACUGGAAAAACUACUACGAGGCCAAGGCAGCAUGGCAGAACAGUGCAGAGAAUAGUGGCUUGGAUGUAUUCACUUUUGCCAUUCCUAUACCCCCUUUCCUCCAGCACAUUUGCUCAGUGAUACAGUUUGUCAUCAGGUAUCAGGUCGCUGAGAAGGAGUACUGGGAUAACAACCAGGGCAAGAACUACACUUUCACAUACAGAAGCCAUACUCUCCGAAUGCCAAAGGACAGUGAGCAGAGCUGGAUUCACUUCAUCUGAUCCUGCAACACCGUGUUGUAUACACAAAUAAACAUCACAGUGGCUGCUGUCCCAUUACUGUUUCACUACGGGAUAACCUGCAGGGGGGGUCAGCGAACAUUUGGCAUGUUUGGAAACUAGGCUGAGUCAUUGACCUUUUAAUGCAAAGGGGGCAAGUUAUAUUUAGUUGUAGGCAAGAGACAUGUGGACUCUUACAUUACAGCAAGAAUAGAUUCCAAUCUGAAUGGAUUAUGUCCAUGGUGGAAAAUUGAUAUAAAUCAGGGAUGUCCAGUUUGUGAAGUUAUACUUCAGUAUGAUCACACAGUCUGUAAGGGGGGGGGGGGGGUUAGAGAUGUGCAACUAGUGGGCCUUCAGUUGUUGUUGUUGCACUAUGACUGCCACCAUCCUGCCAGCAGUUGAAGAAUGAUGGAGGAUGCUAGGAAUGUACAGGCUGGACAAAAUAUCAACAAUAUGGGGCAGAUGUACCAAGGGUCGAAUAUCGAGGGUUAAUUAACCCUCGAUAUUCGACUGGGGAAUU
Messenger RNA from Xenopus laevis (African clawed frog), 1808 nucleotides. RefSeq names its product protein phosphatase 1 regulatory subunit 3D S homeolog (gene ppp1r3d.S). Bases 395 to 1291 code for a protein of 298 amino acids. NCBI's taxonomy places the organism in Eukaryota, Metazoa, Chordata, Amphibia, Anura, Pipidae. Gene Ontology annotation, cellular component: protein phosphatase type 1 complex. The record is from RefSeq and is a predicted model, not a curated record. The transcript has a single exon. Gene Ontology annotation, biological process: regulation of glycogen biosynthetic process. Gene Ontology annotation, molecular function: glycogen binding; protein phosphatase 1 binding.